AUGCUUUUCUCCAUGUGCCUUCCAGGCAAUCCAGACGACUUCACUGUCGCACAGAUCGUCGACAAGCUUGAACAUGCCUAUGUAAAAAAGACGAACGCUGCAACCGAGUGGGCUAACUACUUCAAACUACAGCAAGAGUCCGGCGAAACCUUGCUGGAUUUCUCAAACCGCCUCCGACGAAAGGCGUUCCCGUGCGCAUUUCCAGCCAACGUGCUCGAAAAGAACAUAUCGGCGACCUUCCUGAAUGGAAUCGCCAGCGACGCUACACGCCAGCAUUUGCAAUCCCAGACCUACACCACUCUGGAGAAGGCUCUGGAGAUCUGCGAGGAGUAUGAGCUCCGGAGGAGCAACAGGAAGGGCAGUAUGGCGCCUGAUGUGGCUCGCGUGGACAAUGCACGCCGUGGCGGUGGCGCACGAGGAAGAAACCGCGGCGGCGGCCGUGGCGGACAGCAGCGGCGCGGCGCUGGUCCCGACAGGCAGCCUGCAACUGGUGGAGGUACCGCAAGCGUGUGCGAUGGCUGCGGCUCCAGCCAACAUGCCCGAGCGGAGUGCUGGGCGAAGGAGCUAGCCUGUAAAAACUGUGGAAGAAAGGGCCAUAUUGCGAAAGUGUGCAGAAGCGCGAAGCAGCCGCAACGCGGACGGGGUGGACGCGGAACUUUUCUCGUGGAGGAGGAGCUGGAUGUGCUGUCUGUCGAAGCAGCUGCCGGGCGAUCCAUCCAUGUGCCGCUCAAGCUUAACGGCGUUCCUGUGUCACCAGUCCUGGAUACAGGCUCUAGUGUCACUAUUGUGACUGCUGACACGUGGAGGUCACUGGGAUCACCGAAGCUGUCGCCAUACACGUCCCUCCUGCGAAGCUUCACGGGCCACGCCCUGAAGGUCAUUGGGACCGUGACAGUAGACGUCACGCACGGUCGGAACAGCAAGGCGCUACCCGUUAUCGUCGUGGCCAGCGGCGGCAAUGUGCUGGGGAGAGACUGGAUCCGGGCUCUCGACCUGAGCCGAUUGAGCCUACGAGAUCUCCAGUCAGCCUCCGUGUCUGCCGUCUCCGGAAUCACAAUGGAGGAGCUGCUGGCGAAACACAGCGCUGUGUUCCGCGAAGAGUUAGGCCAUUGCCGUCACUACAAAGCGCGACCAGUACCGUUUGCAUUCCGGGAAGCCCUGGAGCGCAACCUGGACCGCCUCGUGGAGAAAGGGAUCCUGACUCCGGUCGAGCGGGCGGACUGGGCAGCUCCGGUAGUGACCGCGCAGAAGCGAGCCGGGGACAUCCGCACGUGUGCCGACCUUAGCACGGGCCUGAAUGACGCCCUCGAUGUCCAGCAGUAUCCGCUGCCGACACCGGAUGAGCUCUUCGCCAAGCUCAAUGGCGGUCGGAAAUUCACCACCCUUGACCUGGCGGAGGCGUACGCCCAGGUCGAGCUGGACGACGACAGUAAGAAACUGGUGGUAAUCAAUACCCACAAGGGGUUGUUCCGAUACAACCGUCUUCCUUUUGGCGUGGCGUGCGGCCCCAGCAUCUUUCAACAGAUAAUGGAAAGCGUCCUCCAAGGCUGCGAGGGCGUGGCCAUCUAUCUCGAUGACAUCAUUGUCACCGGGGCGACCGAAGAGGAGCACCUGAGAAACCUGGAGAAAGUCCUUCAGCGUUUGGAGGAGCACGGGUUCACGCUCAAACGGAGCAAGUGUCACUUCCUGCAGGACUCCGUGGAGUAUCUGGGGUUCGUGGUGGACCACCAAGGUCGCCACAUCUCCCAGGAUCGAGUGAAGGCUCUCCGAGAAAUAGCCCGUCCCAGCAACAUCAGUGAGCUCCGCGCGUUUUUGGGUUUGGUCAACCACUACGGGAAGUUCGUCCGCGACCUUUCCGGAAGUGUGCCCGUUCCAUGCCCUCCUGAAGACCGGAGUUCCCUGGUCUUGGUCCAAGGACUGCGAGUCCCAGUUCCUGUCCCUGAAGGACCAAAUUGUCCGCGCAACCUUCCUGGUCCACUAUGA
This is a messenger RNA of Paramacrobiotus metropolitanus, 1983 nucleotides long. RefSeq lists its product as uncharacterized. The record is from RefSeq and is a predicted model, not a curated record. Bases 1 to 1983 code for a protein of 660 amino acids. Gene Ontology annotation, biological process: proteolysis. The transcript is spliced from 2 exons. Lineage: Eukaryota; Metazoa; Tardigrada; Eutardigrada; Parachela; Macrobiotidae. Gene Ontology annotation, molecular function: aspartic-type endopeptidase activity; zinc ion binding; nucleic acid binding.